Messenger RNA from Hypoxylon trugodes, 3170 nucleotides. RefSeq lists its product as uncharacterized. The record is from RefSeq and is a predicted model, not a curated record. The coding region runs from base 479 to 3091 and encodes 870 amino acids. The transcript has a single exon. Gene Ontology annotation, molecular function: GTPase activity; GTP binding; translation elongation factor activity. Gene Ontology annotation, biological process: translational elongation. NCBI's taxonomy places the organism in Eukaryota, Fungi, Ascomycota, Sordariomycetes, Xylariales, Hypoxylaceae.
AAGGCAUCUAAUUAAUGUUAGGUGUACUCUUUACUUCUACCGGACCGGUCCAAUUAAUGCCGAUGAGUCCAUCAUCAUCUCACCUACAAUAUCUUCAUUCACCUACAGCAUAUCAUCCUUUCCGCAAUGGACGGCCUGACCUCCUACUAAACAUAUCUUUCUAACGAGAUAUAUCCAUAUCAAACUUUUCAUUCUUCACAUUUUUAUGAGCUGUUUAGCUCCGACUUCACGAAGAUGAUACCGCAAAUGCAUAUAUCCUAUUAUACACAGCGAAUAGCGCAAUACUAUGCAAUAGAAUCAAUACAAAAAAUAAGAGUGUAAAUCGAUAUUAAAUGCUGCUGGGCAACGACCAUAAUCCCACACAACCCCAAGAGAGAUCGACUAAUCAACGCGUGAAUAUCGAUCGGCCACGUUACUCGUAGCCUUCCAACGCGACACCGCACAGAACUCGCCAAGUGAAGAAAGCAGAAGACUAACGAUGGCUUCCAUAUUCACCUUUGAUCAUGAUCCUCCACGGGUGAAUUCACCAUGGCUUUCUGGGCAAUCCAACCAGGACUCCGGAAAAAGGCCCCAUACCGAACGUUAUGUGACAACUGGUGCUAUUCCUGAGCCUGGACAGCUCUCCGAUUCUCAUCUGGACAGACUAGAAGCAGAGCCGCAGGAUGGUCCCAUGGAAUACAAAUUACACCUAUUAUUAAGGCCUAGAAGGUUCUACGAUAAAAUGAGUACUACACUGAAAGUCUCUGGGUCUCAACAGUCUGGGUCACUGAGAGAAGCAAAGCAACCGAGACAUGGCGCUCUGCCGCCUGCCUCUUCAAGCCAGACGAGACAGAACCGUCUUCAUCAUUUGACGACACAGCUACUAUGGAGACUACAACAAUCGUCCCCGAAUCAUUCAAAUGCGAGACGUGAUCUUGUUAUGCCAAAACUACCCGAAGACAUCGCGGAUCUUUCUGCUUUGGAAAAGCCGGGAAAGCUGCUGCCAGGUCUUGAAGAGUCUAAUGGAGCUCUAUAUGAGAUAGGCGUGGCGGACGACGGAACGUUCGUAGGGUUGACUAAAGAUGAGAUGGACGAAAGCAUGACCACUCUUAAAGUCAUGGCUGCUAGUCUGGGUUGUAGGGUCGAGAUACAACAUAUGAACACUGUCGGAAGUUGCGAAUGGAUAGAGACCACAUCAGAAUCGAAAGACGAACUUCGGGUCGCAGAUCUUUGGGUAGCCGAAGCCUAUAUAAUACCAGUCCUGAAUACUAGGAGCAGCAAGGAUGAGCAACAGACAAGCCAGCUGAACAGUACUCCCAAGAGAGGUUCUUCAAUCACUGAGCAACUUCGUAUCUCGCUGGUUGGGCCGACAACGUCGGGUAAAACGACGCUGCUAGGGACCCUGUCUAAUGGCGCGUUGGAUAAUGGACGAGGAAGCAGCCGAAUCAAUUUGCUAAAACAUCGCCACGAAGUCGCCUCAGGGCGGACAAGCUCGAUCGCCCAGGAACUCAUCGGUUAUGAAGGCCAGAGAAUUUUCAAUUAUCAUGUUGAUAAUAUCAAUGAGUGGCCCGACAUACACGACCGUGCCGAGAAUGGUAGGCUAGCUUUCUUAUUGGACACCGCUGGACAUCCACGAUACCAGCGGACUACUUUGCGUGCCCUUGUCGGUUGGGCUCCCCAUUGGACCAUGUUGUGCAUACCUUCGAAUGAAGACAGCAUCUCGCCUUUUGGUGCCCAGUCGCUCUCCGAUGCAGACGGAGCUGCUGGGAUUGAAAUAACGUCGACAGAUUUAGCCAAGGCACAACUCGAUUUAUGCCUAAAAUUAGCUAUACCUCUAGCUAUUAUCAUUACGAAAUCUGAGCUGGGACAGCGUACAUCACUAAAGGAGAAAUUGAAUCAAGUGUUCACUAAAAUUAAGGCUAUGGGAAGGAUUCCAAAAUUGCUCACUUCCGCUGCAAACAACGAGGUCAAUUUACUUGAAGUACCUGAGGAGGAUUUACGAAAAGUCAAGAACGAAGUCAUUGACCCCAUCGCAAAAACCGGCGACCCGCUAUCUAUUGUUCCAAUCAUCCUUACCAGCGCAGUUAAAGGUAUAGGUAUUGGGCUAACUCACGCUUUACUGAGAAGCUUGCCGGUUCCGCCUAUACCGACAGCUCGAGACUUCGUUCCACUUGCCUUGAACCCAGAACAGCCAGCUUCCCUAUUUCAUAUUGACGAGGUCUUCGAAAUGACGCUCAGUCGCGCCCAGAAAGUCGCAUCCUCCGGGUCGAGUGAGAGUGCCCCGGUGGUGACGGGUUAUCUACGAUUUGGAAAACUAUCAAUUGGUGAUAGCGUUGUUUUAGGUCCUUUCCCAGGCGAGGAUGAUGAUAACAGCGCCUUGGUACCGAACGAUCAUCCUUCGCCUGGUUAUAGCCUAUCGAUUCCUCAUCCUUCGUCCGCGGAAUUUGCCCGACUAAACUCUCGUCACCCGCUAUCUGCUGCUAAAGUCGAGGGUGAAUGGCGCCAAGCAACGAUCGUGAACAUUCGUGAUUUGAGACUUCCGGUACAAACUAUUGAAGCGGGGCAGGCAGGGUCCAUUCAAAUCGUCUUUGACGAGCUCGUUGAAGAAGUAUCCGAUACUAGCAAUAUUGCCGAUAAGCCAAGGAUUUCUAGUAUCAGGCUUCGUAGAGGCCAAGUUCUUGCCGUGCCCAGUCAGCAUAUGCUUGAUACAGGACUCUCUCUUCAGGCUGCCUCGAGCCUAAUAGCAUCUUUUAAAACAUCGGAUGUUAAGUCACUCACUGUCAAUAGUCUGAUCAAUGCCUAUGUGGGAAUGGUUCGUGCUGCUGUUCGAGUAUUGCAAGUGUCACGGCAAAGGCCUGACUCGGACUUGAGGAAAAUUUCCACGGAAGACAACGAUGAUGUAUUUGGCAUUAACGACCACAUUGAGCUUGAGCGCACCAAGUCAGAAGCAGACCUCGACGAAUACCGUGCAGAGUAUCAUGUUUCACUGGAACUUCUCAAUAGCAGGGAAUGGAUCGAGCUUGGAUCACAGAUUGUUCUUGUGGAUGGGGGAUUCAAAGAUAAGUCGGGGCUUGAGGGUUACGUCGGAAAGGUUAUCGAGAUAGGAGAGUAGACGGGGUAUCUGUCCAAUGAUACUCCCAACAGGUUGUUUUACAUAUCAAUAUAAAUGAAUAGCGAAACCAGAUUGUAGU